AUACAAUGGAAAAGGGACACUUAUACUUCACUAAACACCAAUGACCUGGAUUCAGUCAGCAGUAAAGAACAAUAACUCAGAUUCUCUCUCGCUCUCAAACACGCGCACACACACUCCCUCUCUCUCUCUAUCUCUGUGUGUAUUAAUCCAAAUCUGUCCAACAAUCAAAAUCAUCACCAACCCCACUUUGUUUGUUGUUUCCCAUAAUCUCCCUUGUGAUUCUUCUUCUAUAUACUUAAUACUUUUUAGACCAACCCAAUUCUCCUGAAUUAUUUCUCAGAAAAGCCUCUGGACUCGAGCUGUUGUUAUUUGUAGAUGGUAUCCCCAUCGAUUGAGUUUGAGGUACACAAGGACAAGGACAAGUUUUACUCUUGUGCUUCCUUCAUGUUAUAUUUCUUUGUUUUGAUGGUAAAGAAGCACUACUUGUUCUCUCUUUGAUUAGUGUUUGUGUGGGUGUUGAUUGGAAUCCAGUAAUAUAUGCUGAAAACUGGAGUAUUUUCAAGUAUUUUGGGUGAAGGAGAAGAGAGAGAUUAUGACAAUUGUUGAACAAGAGUUGAUGACAAUUGUUUUAGUCUAGUAAGCCAUGGCAAGAAGCAGAGGGGAGAAAGAAGACUGCUACGAUAAGAGCACGGGUUUGAUCAAACUCCUGCAGGUUCUCUCCUUUCUGGUUGUUUUUGUUGUUGGUGUGGUUAUUGGAUUGGCAACAAGUGCCCACAUUAAUCGUCAUUUCGAUGCACAAACUGAGAUUUAUUCGUUUAUCAAUCACUUCUCCUCCUCCAAGGAGACACCACACCAACAAGGGGAGCCUAGUUGUACCGUUGCGCAAAGUUGCGAGAGGAUUGAUUGUUUGAGCAUGGAGACAUUUCUGGAGCCUAACAACUUGACACAUGGUAUGACGGAUAACGAGCUGUUUUGGAGAGCUUCAAUGGUUCCUGCCAAGAAAGAAUAUCCAUAUCAGAGAGUGCCUAAAGUGGCUUUCAUGUUUAUGACUAGAGGACCGUUGCCAUUGAUGCCAUUGUGGGAGAGGUUCUUUCAGGGACAUGACAAGCUUUUCUCAGUUUAUGUGCAUGUAGUUCCAGGGUACAAGCUCAAUGCAUCAACCACCUCUCCUUUUUAUCGACGCCAAAUCCCUAGUCAGCCUGUUUCUUGGGGAACCAUUACACUGAUUGAUGCAGAGAGGCGCCUUCUAGCUAAUGCCUUGCUUGAUUUCUCAAAUGAGUGCUUUGUCCUCCUAUCUGAGAGUUGCAUCCCUGUCUAUAACUUUCCUACAGUGUACAAGUAUCUCAUUGGUGCUAAUUAUAGCUUUGUUGAAUCAUACGACGAUCCUGGACGUUAUGGCCGUGGGCGUUACAGCCGUAAAAUGCUUCCCGAUAUUCAGCUGUAUCAGUGGAGGAAGGGGUCUCAGUGGUUUGAACUUAGCCGCACUUUAGCUGCUUUAAUAGUCUCAGAAGUACAGUACUACACCGUCUUCAGCAAAUAUUGUUUGCCUGCUUGCUACCCAGAUGAGCAUUACAUGCCAACUUACUUCAAUAUGUUCCAUGGUUCACUGAACUCUAAUCGGACUGUGACUUGGGUAGACUGGUCUUUGGGAGGACCACACCCUGCAACAUAUGGCGGAGAUAAUAUUACAGAAGAUUUUAUACGGUCUAUAAGGAAUAAUGGAGCACUUUGUCAGUACAAUGCAGAGAUGACAUCCAUUUGUUACCUAUUUGCUAGGAAGUUUGCUCCAACAGCAUUGGAGCCUCUGCUCGAGCUUGCCUCAUCCGUGAUGGAAUUUUGAGAACAUUGGUUCAUUCGGAAGAGAACUUGUGGUAGGACUGCAUCAAUAUCGUUGGUGUCCUAAUCAAUUUUGUCUUUAUACAAAUGUACAGGUAGUUUUGGAUAGAGGCAUUUGGUUCCGUACCAUUGAGAUUCAAGAGAGAUAUUAUUCUUGAAUAAAUUUGGAAAUCCAGCAAAAGUCCUGCAAAGGAAGAUGCAUGACUGUAUCCACCGUCCAGCAGCAAAACCUCAUGAUGAGAACUGGUCGAAAUGAGUUUACCAACUCUCUAACUUCAUCCAAUAGUAACCCUCCAUCACUUUGAUCAACAACUUGGUCAGAGCUUGUAUUGCUCUCUGAGAAUAUCUUUCCAUCUCCAUGUUCAGAAAUCCAGUAUUCCUGUUGUGCAAAAGAGGUAAUACCUCACCAGCUUUCGGUUCGAAGUGACCAGCAAGAGGGAUAGCAAAGGGUCCCAAAAUUUCUCACUCUGAAUAACAGCUAGACCUCUUAACGACACAUGCCUUUAUGGAGGAUCAACGUAGCUGUAGAGUCUUUGCAAACUCGACAAGCCAAUUCAAGUAAUUUUUGAAGCAUUCGACUAUAGCUCUUUUAACAAUUGUGAAGUGGCUGUGCAUUUCCAAAAGCAAUGUAACGCGAAUUCCAUCCUACAAUUCCCAUGCUUCAAAUUAAGCCUCUCAGCCUGAGAUUUAAUACUUGUAUGUUGACCAUUUGUAGUAAUUCACCCCCUGCAAGGCACCUAGUUUCUGCCUAUGAAAGUUUCUGGUUCCUCACGACUACGGCAAACAACUUGUAAUGCAGUUCGGAAUACUUCAUUAAACAUGUAGCAAUUAUGGAAAAUAAAUAAAUUUGAAUAAAUUUAGUGAUCCUUUCGGUCAAAA
Molecule: messenger RNA, 2655 nt
Organism: Rosa chinensis
Lineage: Eukaryota; Viridiplantae; Streptophyta; Magnoliopsida; Rosales; Rosaceae
Product: glycosyltransferase BC10
Exons: 2
Coding region: 584-1780 (398 amino acids)
Cellular component (GO): membrane
Molecular function (GO): glycosyltransferase activity
Source: RefSeq, a predicted model, not a curated record